AAUUUGUCAAAAAUAUUGAAAUCACUGUUUGACAAUAUUUACUUAUUUUGCGUGUAUUUAUUUUUUACCCAAUAAUAUAUUAAACACAACAUGGCUUUAACAAAGGAAGAGAAAAAGGCAAAGAAAGAACAGAAACGGCUAGAAAAACUAAAAGCCGAGGAAGAACUUCGCAAAAAGUUGAAACGAGAAGCUCUAGAACGAGAAAUAGCUGCACAAGCACUAAAGCGAGAUGAAGUCGACAAAACUUGGCGUGAGAUGAUGCUAAAGAUUAAAGAACCAGUCUUCAAACAGGAUAUAGAGGUUAUGUGGCAUACGUUUGAAAGAGCUUAUGAUAAACAAGACCAUUUAAUAAACUACACUAUCAAGCUCAUGAACAUAGCAGAUGAUCAGUUUCAACGCACUGUUGCUAGUUUUUGCGAUACAAUUGAUACCAUGAUCAACAAAUUUUUAGCAGAUUUGGAAGCAUUGUCUAAAGACAAUGAUAUCAGGACUGCUGCAUUGUUAAAGAUGGGGGAAGACGAUUUUACACAAAUAAUGACUGAUCACAAUACUGCAGAAACUCAUUUACAAUUACUUAUAUUUCAUGGACAUUCAACAGCUGAUACUUUAGCCUGGACAACUCGGGGUGAAAAUUUAGUAAAAGAAGAUGAAGAGCGUACCAAAUAUUUAGAUGAAAGGGAAAAUUUGCGUUCAUUUUUAGAAGAUAAUUACAAUGCAAUGUGGGAUGAAUAUAAGGCUGUGCUCAAAGCAUACGUUCUUGAUACUGCCGACAACCAAAAACAGGUGCGUAAAUUACGUCGCAAAGAAAAUUUAAUGGCAGACAUUAUCGCUUCACAAGGCAAGAAAAUAGCAAAUAGCGAUGGGUUACUUAAACGCCUACGAACCGAACUGGCUGCUUACGAGUCUGGUACAAAACAAGCUGUAUUCAGAGACAGACGCAACAGGCAUCGAGCAGCCUGCUUCCGGUUGAAACAAGCCUUGAUCAACGGAGUUACGACUGAUGUCAAUCAAUUAGCAGUGUUGGUAAAAGAAUCUGACACUGCCGUUGAAUGGUUAGAACAAGCUGCCAAAAAGGGUGAGAAAAUCUUACGCAUGGGAGCCCUUUGUCGAAAAUUUGAAACUUUACGCGAAAAGGUCUUACCAUAUGGCUCUCACAGGCCACAUUCCCCAACUAGUGAAAAAGAUGAUAUUCGCAGGCAAAUAUCGCUCGCCAGAUUAGGCGAAGAUUCUUUGGUCACGAAUGCUAUCGCCACCACAAGCGGCUUAUCACGUAUGUGGCAACGUGUAGCUAAUGCGGAGCUGGGUAAAAGAGCGUUAUUUAGAGAAAAAAUGCUUUUGGAACACGAAAACGCCAUGAUAAUGCGCAAGCUUCGCGAGAUGAAAGAUAGUUCGAUUACUCCAGACCCUGGAUUACAGUGCAUUUGUAGCAAAGCUCCUACGAAUAAAACGAUUAACCGUCCUAAUGCCGUAGACGGUCCUUUGUCAUUGUUAAAGUAUAAAAAACGUUGAUGAUUAUACGAUUAUUCAAUAAAAUUAAUUGGUUGAAACUA
Molecule: messenger RNA, 1550 nt
Organism: Plodia interpunctella (Indianmeal moth)
Lineage: Eukaryota; Metazoa; Arthropoda; Insecta; Lepidoptera; Pyralidae
Product: dynein regulatory complex subunit 2-like
Exons: 1
Coding region: 91-1509 (472 amino acids)
Biological process (GO): cilium-dependent cell motility; axonemal dynein complex assembly; regulation of cilium movement
Cellular component (GO): axonemal dynein complex; axoneme
Source: RefSeq, a predicted model, not a curated record